AUGGCUUUGCUCGCACUCGGAUUCAUAGCAUUCGCCGCCGUGGCCUCGGUUGCUUUGGCCGCCGACGCUGACAGAGAGACGGACCUGGUUGCUAAGCUUCACAUGGCCAACACCAAUCUCGACCGCAUGGAGUUGCUGCCAGAUGAUUCCGACUGGUUCUUCGAUUUCACCAAACAGGACAAAUACACAUUUUCUCCUGGCGGUGUCAUCAAUGCCAAUGCCGCUACCUUUCCUGCCACUGUGGGACAAGGCAUGACCUUGGCCAUGCUCAACCUGGGUCCAUGCUCCAUGCUUCCACCACACUUUCACCCACGCGCAACCAACUUUGUCGUUGCCAUCAACGGCACAACUCAGACCUACAUGAUCGCCGAGAAUGGAGCACGUACUGUGACUGAGGUCCUCAAAGCGGGCCAGAUGACCAUCUUCCCAACCGCUUCAAUCCACACCAUGAUGAACGUCGGCUGUGAGAACGCACAGUUAAUCUCAGCCCUCAAUUCCGAUGACAGUGGGACCACCAACCUCGCCAAUACAUUCUUCUCCCUUCCGGCCAACAUUACCAAUACCAUCAUUGGCGGCGGGAUUAGCGCUCAAGACAUUUACGGCCGAAUUCCAACUGUCGGCACCGGUUCCAGUUUCGGCCCGGAUCAGUGCAGAGCCGCAUGCGCCAAGCAGGGGAAGAUGAUCAAGCGUGAGUGGUAG
Cladophialophora yegresii CBS 114405 is the source of this 699-nucleotide messenger RNA. RefSeq lists its product as uncharacterized. The record is from RefSeq and is a predicted model, not a curated record. Gene Ontology annotation, cellular component: cell wall. Bases 1 to 699 code for a protein of 232 amino acids. Lineage: Eukaryota; Fungi; Ascomycota; Eurotiomycetes; Chaetothyriales; Herpotrichiellaceae. The transcript has 3 exons. Gene Ontology annotation, molecular function: manganese ion binding.